Molecule: messenger RNA, 1598 nt
Organism: Selaginella moellendorffii
Lineage: Eukaryota; Viridiplantae; Streptophyta; Lycopodiopsida; Selaginellales; Selaginellaceae
Product: siroheme synthase
Exons: 6
Coding region: 176-1405 (409 amino acids)
Biological process (GO): siroheme biosynthetic process
Molecular function (GO): uroporphyrin-III C-methyltransferase activity
Source: RefSeq, a predicted model, not a curated record
AUUGCCCCUUCCAUGCCGCCAUGGGCUGAAUGGGUUCUAUUUGCUCUCCUCUUCCUUCUAGGGUUUUAGGAGAGCCACCCUUCCACCACGCGAUCCAUCCAUCACUCCCAAGCGCCAGGUACAUUCUCUAGAAAUCUUCCGGUAGCUCGGGGAGCUAGCAGCGUGAAUCUCUUUCAUGGCGCUAGCUGCUGCUGCUACCAGGGCGAUCUUCUCCAGCUCCGAUAUUUCGCGCUGCAUCGCCGAGAGCAGCGCCGAGCUUUGCUCCGCCAGAGGAGAUCGUGGAUCGUCGGCUCGUUUCUCCCAACUCAGGCUAAGAGCCUCGAUUUCUCCAUUCACUGAGAAGGAUUCGAUCAAGAAAGUACGAGGAGGGGGUAGGCUAGAAUUUCGCAGCGGCGGUGUAGAAAAUUCUUGUCCAGGAUGCCGGGAAGACACCUCUGAGAGUUCUCGCGAAGAGGAGAAUGAUAUAGCAACGAGAUUGCCAGAGCUGCGAGAGGUUCUGGAACUGCUGAGAAGGCAGCGCAAGAAGGAAGAAGGAAGCGAUCCAUCGUCGCCCUCCAAGAGAUGGAAAGCAGGGAAUGUGUUCUUGGUUGGAACUGGGCCUGGAGAUCCCGAGCUUCUCACUGUCAAGGCAGUGCGUUUGAUGAGGACAGCAGACUUAGUCUUGUACGAUCGGCUUGUUUCUACGAGCAUCUUGGACAUGGUUCACGAAGGUGCCAAGCUGCUCUACGUGGGAAAAACUUCCGGUUACCACAGUCGCACCCAGGACGAGAUUCAUGAGCUGCUCCUCAAUUUUGCAGAGGCUGGCGCCACCGUUUUAAGGCUCAAGGGAGGUGAUCCUCUGGUAUUUGGUCGAGGAGGUGAAGAAAUGGAUUUCCUCCAAGAGCAAGGAAUUGCUGUGACUGUCGUCCCAGGUAUCACUGCAGCGUCUGGAAUUGCUGCUGGACUUGGGAUACCUCUCACUCACAGAGGCGUCGCAAACAGCGUAAGAUUUCUCACGGGUCAUGCAAGGAAAGGAGGGAAAGAUCCUCUCUACGUCGCAGAGCAAGCGGCAGACCCCGAUUCUACGCUUGUGAUCUACAUGGGACUUGCGACACUCCCAGCUCUUGCAGAGAGGUUUAUCGCAAAUGGACUUCCUCCCGAUACUCCGGCAGCCGCCAUAGAACGAGGCACCACAGAGCAACAGCGAACGGUAUUUGCCGAGCUCGCCAAUCUGCCGAGCGAAGUAGCAGCAACUCAGCUCGUGUCUCCCACUCUGAUCUUCAUCGGACGAGUGGUUGCUUUGUCGCCGCUAUGGCCGGAGAGAUCUACACCAGGGUCUGCUAGAGCUGAUGCAAACGAGCCCAGAGACAGGAGCUCCAGAGGUCCCGACCCCGCCCUGCCCAGCCAGCUCUCAAAGCGAUCAUAGUGAUCUUCCGUUCGGCCGAUGAGAAGUCACGAAGACAAUCGUGGCAACUUCUCUCGAAGAUCAAGAGCUUUUUUGGAUCGUCCCUUGAAUUCACCGAGAAGAAAUUCAGUGACUUUGAGCUUGUGAAAAUCGUUCAGUAUAGCCAAAGCUACACACACCAUGAUCGUCAAUGGCAAAAAUCUUUCAGAAAAAA